Molecule: messenger RNA, 1079 nt
Organism: Manihot esculenta (cassava)
Lineage: Eukaryota; Viridiplantae; Streptophyta; Magnoliopsida; Malpighiales; Euphorbiaceae
Product: ADP-ribosylation factor-like protein 8c
Exons: 7
Coding region: 309-863 (184 amino acids)
Biological process (GO): protein transport
Molecular function (GO): GTP binding; GTPase activity
Source: RefSeq, a predicted model, not a curated record
AAUUUGCCGUGAAAUUGAUGGGAGAUGAAUAUAGCAGGUGGCACUCCUGUCUCAGUAAAAACAAGAUAGGAAGGUGAAGGAUUUCAUGGUUGGAAACUGCCAGAUGUGGAGGUGGGCAUUUGUUAUAGUUUAUGUGGAGACAGGUAAACAUGCCAAAAUAUGGAAGCCAAGGUGAUUCCCAUCAUUCCUUGCACGUUAUUACCCAAGUCUGUUCAAACUACAAGUAACGGACGGCGUUUAUUACCGCUGCACAGGAUACCAGAAAACUGUGUUCGCUCUUUCGAGAUCAAAUUUUCUGCUUUCUUCAAAUGGGUAUCUGGGAUUCCCUUCUCAACUGGCUCCGGAGUUUAUUCUUUAAACAGGAAAUGGAGCUAUCCCUUGUAGGCCUUCAGAAUGCAGGAAAGACAUCUCUUGUUAAUGCAGUUGCUACAGGAGGAUACAGUGAGGACAUGAUUCCAACUGUUGGAUUCAACAUGAGGAAAGUUACAAAAGGCAAUGUGACAAUAAAGCUCUGGGAUCUUGGAGGACAGCGGAGAUUUCGAAGCAUGUGGGAGCGUUACUGUCGUGGGGUCUCUGCGAUUCUAUAUUUAGUUGAUGCUGCUGAUAGAGAUAGUAUUCCAAUAUCUCGAAGUGAAUUACAUGAGCUCCUGGUAAAACCUUCCUUAAGUGGAAUCCCUUUGCUUGUUCUCGGCAACAAAAUCGACAAGUCUGAAGCUCUUUCAAAGCAAGCUUUGGUGGAUCAGCUAGGUCUUGAAUCAAUUGCAGAUAGAGAGGUGUGCUGCUAUAUGAUUUCAUGCAAGGAGUCGAUAAACAUAGACGCUGUAAUUGACUGGCUUAUCAAGCACUCAAAAACAGUAAAAUGAUGGAUAUUUUGACCUUGAUUCUAGUCAGUCUUGUUCUCUAAAGUGAUGAAGGUGAAGAUACUCAAGCUUACCUUCAGAAAUGGUGGAAUUUAUUUCCUUUAUCUGGUUGUGCUUGAAGCAUUCUGUACAGCUGUAGAACUAUUCAGACAAGUUGUUGAUGCAUUGUUUUAUUUUUAUCAAUUUUCCUUUAUAUGAUGAUAUUGAGCAUUGGGUCAA